CGGCGACCCCGUACAAUUAGAGAUACUAACUGCUUUUCUGGUCCAUCACAAAGAAGCGCAGUUGCUGUUGUACUGUCAUGGUGAGCUAGAGCCAAGGGGUACGUCGGGUUUAAGAAGAAUAAUUAAUGAGAAAGGGAGGAAGGGAAUUCUAGAGCCAGAGGAAGAAGGGAAGAAGGAGCUCCGACGGUGCGAGCGAGCCCGCACUACGCAUCCUCGACGACAGCCCCGAACGACCCACGCCAACAUUCUGCCUUUGUCUUCAUCGACAGGGGACGGAAUCCUAGCGCCAACAAUGCAUCUCUAACGCGAAUGCGCGGGAGGCGUUCCCGAAGACUCGACGUGUGUGAACGAAGUAGAAUGGGCAACGCCUUCCGGCCCCCGUCGCCGGCGCCGUUUGUAGUCGUUACGGAGGCGGCGACGGUCCGGGAACGCCAACGGGAUUGCGUCCGGCAAGACACCGAGCGAGCGAUGCGCCGGCUGACAUCUGCUGCUGCGGACUCUAUUACUUUUCAAGGCACAGCCGGCUUCCGCAAGAUCCAGCAGACCUGCGCCGUCGCGUUCCACCGCGACAAGCUGGAAUACGCAUGGGUCGACUCGUGCUGCAUCGACAAGACGAGCAGCGCCGAGCUGACCGAGGCCAUAAACUCCAUGUUUGCCUGGUACCGCGACGCCGCCGUGUGCUACGUCUUUUUGGCCGAUCUAGAGCCCGGAACGGAAGAAGACCUGCAACGGAAUCUGCCUGGUUGUCGGUAUUUUACCCGUGGCUGGACGUUGCAGGAACUGAUCGCGCCGCGGGUGGUGGCCUUCUUCGACAAAGGAUGGAAUAUCAGGGGCUCCAAGACCCUCCUGUCUGGAUUGAUCAGUUUAUCGAACUAUGCGGUCGCGAGGAGGAUGUCGUGGGCCUCUAGGCGGGAGCCGACGCGGGUGGAGGAUAUGGCCUAUUGUCUGCUGGGCAUAUUCGCUGUUAACAUGUCGCUUAUCUACGGCGAGGGCAUCAAGGCGUUUACCCGGCUGCAGACGACUAUCAUUCAGAGCACGGCAGACCUGAGCAUCUUUGUGUGGAAGGAUGACGGCGCUACGCGGCGGGAGUAUUCGGGCGUGCUGGCCCAGUCGCCCCGCCAGUUUGCCGGCUGUGGCGACGUCGAGUUGCUCCCCGGAAACUCGGCCCACGCGGACGUUUCUAUCACGACUCGCGGUAUCCAGACCGAGGCCAGUCUGCGGUUGAUCUUAAGAUGGAAUGGGCGCGGGGAGACGUCCGUGCUUGAGACAUUUUGUUACGUGGAUGGUCACAUAACGCUAUGUCCUUUCCGGCUUGGCUCCGACCCUGUGGUCGGUAACCGAUACUCGGCACUCCAGGUUAAUUGGGGGUCAUUCAAGGGUGUCAGGUGCAGGAUCCCUUCAAGCCCAGUGGUGCUGGCGCGACUGGAUGACCGGAGCCACGCGGCAACGAUGCUGCUGGAGUCGCAGCUGGCGUGCAUAGGCUUUGAGGGCUCCCAGCAGGCUGAGUCCAUCGUGAGAGACCUUUUUGGCGACACGAUAAAGGGUGAAGACAUCUACACCGAGUUUGGACUUGUCAAAUACUGUCGAAAUUUUCGAGGACCAAACAAGUUGAAACCGGACGCCGGAAUGGCCCAACGCCGUCAGGGGCUGCGGGCCUUUCCGACACUACGCAUCCGCCAGGAGGCGCAGCCGGACGUUUGCGUCAAUCCAAUCACUCUCCUGGAGUACUCGCGGCCGGAAAACGUCUCUGGGCCUGCGGGAGACUUCCUCCCGGAGUUUCUCAAGGCAAGCGGGAGUGCCAUUCUCGAUGGGAAAAGUUAUAAUUGGAAAGUCCUCUUCUAUUAAGCAGUAAGAGUGGGAUGACAAUAUUACUCGACUGGGCGGUGUGGACUGCAAUGCUCCUGGCUUUAGCUCUACGCAGUGGAUGAAAGGAACGACUGUUGCACCCGUAAUGCCAUGUAGUUUGAGGAAGAAGCAAAAACAUCUGGCUGUUGACAUGGAUAAUAAGAAUGAAUUCCUGGGAGGGGGUAGCUUGAGGUCCGGAUGCUCCGCAUCGCCAGCCGAUUUCUGCGGAGCCGAGAGCUCGGCGCCGGUUCGGGUGAG
Parathielavia appendiculata is the source of this 2103-nucleotide messenger RNA. RefSeq lists its product as uncharacterized. The coding region runs from base 310 to 1845 and encodes 511 amino acids. The transcript is spliced from 7 exons. The record is from RefSeq and is a predicted model, not a curated record. Lineage: Eukaryota; Fungi; Ascomycota; Sordariomycetes; Sordariales; Chaetomiaceae.